CAAGACCAAGAUCACAUCGGUAAAAAAAGACAAAAAAAAAUACAAUAAUACAAGAACACGACAGUUAAGUAUUAUCUUUUUUUUUACAAGAACGAAAGAAAAAAAGAAUAUUAUUGUCUGCUUUAUCCGGCGAGAAAUAAUGGGGAAGAGAGUGGCGGCGGCGGCGAUGGUCGUGGUGCUGAUGCUGACGUGGCAGGAGGCAUGCAGGGGAUACACGGCGGAGGAGAGAGUGAGGAUAGAGGCGGAGCGUGCGAGAGACGCGGCGGAGACGGCGAAACAAAGGGCGGCGGAGACUUUCGAAGAAGCAAAGGACAAAUCUUCGUCAUGGGCUGAUUGGGUCUCCGACAGAAUCUCCACAGGAUUUGGAAACAAGAAAGAGGAAGCAAGAGAAGCGAGCGAAAGCGUCAAGAACAUGGCGUAUGACAAAGCAGAAUCGGCAAAGAACUAUGCCUACGACAAGGCUGGUGAUGCCAAAGACUUCAUCUAUGACGAAGCAGAAUACGCAUACGACAAGGCCAGCAGCCAUGCAGGAACCGCCUACGAUAAGGCCGACGAAGUGAAAGCCUUUGCUUACGACAAGGCAGAAGACGCGAAGGACUUCGCGUACGGGAAGGCGGAUGACGUGAUCAGGAUGGCGACGGACAAAGGCGAGGAGGCUAAAGACAGAGCGUAUGAAGCAUACGAAGGAGCCAAGGAAGGGUCGAAGGCCGCUAAAGAUAUGGCGGCGGAGAAAGCAUACGGUGCGAGAGAAAGCAUGGGGGAGGCGAUGGAGUACGGCAGAGAAAAAGCGAGGGAUGCAUACGAUUCCGCCUCUAACCAUGCUUACAACGCCAUGGAAGGGUCGGAGAGAGCUUUUGAAGACGCCAUGGAUAAGGUCGGGGAGAAGUAUGGUGAAGCCAAGGAGAGGAUGACCCAGAAGGCUAAAGACGCUUACGAGAGGGCUUCUCAUGCCGCAGGCGAGUUCGGAACCGAGCUCUGAAAUCAUAACUACGUAAUAUUACAUUUACUUUACUCUUACUCCCGCGUGUAGUAGGUCUUUUUUUUUAUUGAUUUCGUUGGAAACACGAAAGAAAGGUUAAGAUUUAAAUAAAUUCUAACGUUCUAAUGAGUUUCCAACGACUGGAUUUGCAAACAAGAAAGAACCCUAUAAUCUUAGAGAUAUGUAUUGCAUGCAUAUAUAUGUGUAUAUGUAUACGAUCAUGAUCAAAGGAAAGGGAAGACAUCAUGAAAAGAAAGGGAGAAUAAAGGAUUUGAAGACGCAGAAGACUUUGGCUAAAAUCAAAGCUUUGUAUACGAAGUUGAAUCGACGCCGUUUGAAGUGAAGGUUUUUCUUUCUGUGAUCUAUUGAUUUGACUAAUUAAGUUGAUCGGCGACGUGUUGGUGACGUCAGA
Tarenaya hassleriana is the source of this 1391-nucleotide messenger RNA. Its product is annotated as embryonic protein DC-8-like. The transcript is spliced from 2 exons. Bases 140 to 979 code for a protein of 279 amino acids. Lineage: Eukaryota; Viridiplantae; Streptophyta; Magnoliopsida; Brassicales; Cleomaceae. The record is from RefSeq and is a predicted model, not a curated record.